This is a messenger RNA of Laccaria bicolor S238N-H82, 995 nucleotides long. RefSeq lists its product as uncharacterized. Gene Ontology annotation, cellular component: cytosol; cytoplasm; membrane. Gene Ontology annotation, biological process: ceramide transport; intermembrane lipid transfer. Bases 5 to 619 code for a protein of 204 amino acids. The transcript has 5 exons. The record is from RefSeq and is a predicted model, not a curated record. Gene Ontology annotation, molecular function: ceramide 1-phosphate binding; ceramide 1-phosphate transfer activity. Lineage: Eukaryota; Fungi; Basidiomycota; Agaricomycetes; Agaricales; Hydnangiaceae.
UACAAUGGCCCCCUACCUCGAGACCGUUAAGUCCUUUGCAGAUGUUCCAAUAACGGACGCCGGAAUUGAUACCGUUGCCUUCUUGGAGGCCUCAGACGGCCUCGUUGGGCUCUUCGAUCUUCUUGGAUCGGCCGCUUUCUCUGUCGUUCAGGCAGAUAUAAGAGGAAACAUCACCAAAGUAAGGACACGAUACCUCGCGACUCCCGAAAAGUCCGCAACCUUGGAGAAAUUGGUGGAGAAUGAAAAGGACGAGAAGAAACGCACUGCUACGGAGGGCCUGAUGUGGCUACUUCGAGGCCUCUCAUUCACUUGUCAAGCACUGCUGAACGCGCAGGGAAACAAGUCGGAGGAGCUUGCGGCGGCUUUUAUCAAAUCUUACGAGGGGACGCUGAAAAAGUUCCACAAUUUUGUCGUUAAAGGCAUUUUUUCGGUCGCUAUGAAAGCGUGCCCGUAUCGCGCUGACUUCUAUGCUAAACUCGCUGCGGACCCGACUGGAGGGCCGCCGGCGUCGCAAGAGAAACUCAACGAGGAACUAGACAAGUGGCUUGCUGCUCUCAGCAAAAUUGUCAAGGACAUGGAAGCAUUCUAUGAGAAGGGUAACUGGGGUAAAGGACUGUAGAUCACAAUGGGGCUAAAGGACUAUAGAUCACAAUGGAUACCUCGGACUCCCCAAACUUUAACGCACAACCGUGGCCCCUGUAGUGACAUGUCAUUGAAGGACGUCAUACUCGAGUAUACCAUUCAAUACGUAGUGACGGUACGCCUGGAAUGAGUGACAUUGUACAUUAUUGGGUAGUAUACUCUAAGGGCAGCGCACGCCUGGUAAGAUCCAAAAUACAUCUCCCAAACUAAGAUCAAAGCCAUGGCCCUAUUUCGCUACCAGGUGCUGUCUCACCAAUACCAUGUAAACCCGGACAUCUUCCAGGCAUGCCAAAGAAAUGCAACGCGUCAAACGAGUUAACCACACCUGCAGGUGUGAUCAGCAGGGACUUUGG